Molecule: messenger RNA, 399 nt
Organism: Arabis nemorensis
Lineage: Eukaryota; Viridiplantae; Streptophyta; Magnoliopsida; Brassicales; Brassicaceae
Source: the annotation of a GenBank genome assembly
AUGAAGCAACUAAUUCGCCGUCUCUCUCGCGUCGCUGAUUCCGCUCAAUACAGUCUCCUCCGAUCCGAUUCACAGCGACCUAACCGCCGUUCCGAGUCCUUUCUCCGAUCAUCGAUGACUCGCCGCACAAAGAAGCAGGCAUCUUCUGUUCCCGAAGGACACGUACCUGUCUACGUCGGAGACGAGAUGGAGAGGUUCGUCGUUAGCGCAGAGCUACUUAACCAUCCGGUUUUCAUCGGUUUGUUAAACCGAUCUGCUCAGGAAUACGGUUACGAGCAAAAAGGAGUUCUACAUAUCCCUUGCCAUGUUCUGAUCUUCGAGCGAAUCAUGGAGUCGCUUCGUCUUGGAUUAGCGGUUCCAAGUGAUAUUCAAGAUCUAAUCGAAGACGAUACGAUUUGA